CUCCCUCCUCCUCCCUCCUCCACCCUCCCGCUAUGCCGAGCAGACAGAAGCAGCUCCUCUUCUCGCUCUGCGGCCUCCUCGGCUUCUCCUGCGCGCUCACGGCCGCGGUGGCCGCCGGGCUUCCGUUCUGGCUCCGCGGGACCGUGCUAUGCCGGACCGGGGCCGACCUAGUCAACGCCACCGGACCGGAACUGGACAAGUUCUUGGGUCAGCUGAGCUACGGGCUUUUCCACGGAGAGAGGGUGAAGGCGUGCGGGCUGGGGGGGCGGCCGUCCCGCUUCUCAUUCUUCCCUGACCUGCUGAGCGCCGUCCCAUCCGGCCUCCACGUGUCCGUUAUCUUCUUCUGUGGUGUCGUCAUUCUCUUCUCGUCCGUGGCGACCGGCUUCUUCUUCUUCAACGCGUUUGGCCGUCCGUACGAGACGCUGCAAGGCCCCAUGGGACUUUACCUGUGGACCUUCAUAAGCUGUGUGUGCAGCUGUGUGGUGAUGAUCCUGUUCGUGUCUGAGGUGAAGCUGCAUCACCUGUCCGAUCGCAUCGUCAACUUCAACGAGGUCAACUUUGAGUUCCAGACUUACAGAGAGAACUACGACCGCUCCUUCUGGCUCUACGUCCUCGUCUUCUUCCUGCACGUCGCCAACCUCCUGCUGACACGCCUCGCCGGGGUCCGCCUCCCCUUCCACCAGAGUAAAGAGGCGGAGCUUGGUGGGGGAGCGGCCGACCUCAUGUACUGAUGACCUAAAGGACCACGAGACUGUGGAAGAAUCAACAAAAACAAUAAACGCAUCACUUCCUGUGUGGGAGGAGCUGAAACAUGCAUCACUUCCUGUGUGGGAGGAGGUGAAACAUGCAUCACUUCCUGUGUGGGAGGAGCUGAAACAUGCAUCACUUCCUGUGUGGGAGGAGGUGAAACAUGCAUUACUUCCUGUGUGGGAGGAGGUGAAACAUGCAUCACUUCCUGUGUGGGAGGAGCU
Labrus mixtus (cuckoo wrasse) is the source of this 971-nucleotide messenger RNA. RefSeq names its product clarin 1 (gene clrn1). Gene Ontology annotation, biological process: sensory perception of sound; equilibrioception. Lineage: Eukaryota; Metazoa; Chordata; Actinopteri; Labriformes; Labridae. The record is from RefSeq and is a predicted model, not a curated record. The transcript is spliced from 3 exons. Bases 33 to 731 code for a protein of 232 amino acids.